Messenger RNA from Fusarium redolens, 538 nucleotides. RefSeq lists its product as uncharacterized. NCBI's taxonomy places the organism in Eukaryota, Fungi, Ascomycota, Sordariomycetes, Hypocreales, Nectriaceae. The record is from RefSeq and is a predicted model, not a curated record. The transcript has a single exon. Bases 128 to 406 code for a protein of 92 amino acids.
UUGAACGCCAUUUCUCAACGUCCGUUCGUCUCUUACAGUUCAUUAAUCUUCGAUAUUUAGUUUCAACGGGAAGAGGUUAGCGAUCAAUUGUCCGACUUUCGGCUUGCUGUUGGUUGCACGCACAUUCAUGCAACUCUGUGCCUCGCGCGCAUCCUUCAGCCUUGUACGCCAUCCCAUCGCCCGCCAGACGGAGGAACGAAUAAAUAAACGAACGAACGAACGUACAACGAACCGAUCACAAGAACAAGCGAAUAACCAAGCCCGUCUUUAUACGUGGGGUUAUUUCGAGUGUACUGGUGAUUCUUGGCCGCAUCCACUUGAUCAGGAAUCGAGCUCCCUUUUACCAACAGCAUCAAUAAGCUUCAUUCGUCUGCCACCAGCUUCAAUUGCUGCAGCAAAACUCUAGCCGCAAAGGCUUGAUUUCCUCACAAUGUCUGGGCGACCGACAACACCGGCCUCGCCUAAGAACAUCAAGGUGAAGUCUCCGGUCCCCGGAUCACCAAUGUUCGGCUGUGGUAUGUCCACCCAAAGCUCUGUC